Messenger RNA from Fragaria vesca subsp. vesca, 2002 nucleotides. Its product is annotated as mitogen-activated protein kinase homolog NTF6-like. Gene Ontology annotation, molecular function: ATP binding; MAP kinase activity. Lineage: Eukaryota; Viridiplantae; Streptophyta; Magnoliopsida; Rosales; Rosaceae. The record is from RefSeq and is a predicted model, not a curated record. Gene Ontology annotation, biological process: protein phosphorylation; intracellular signal transduction. Bases 480 to 1577 code for a protein of 365 amino acids. The transcript is spliced from 6 exons. Gene Ontology annotation, cellular component: cytoplasm; nucleus.
AAGAAAAGACUUAUGACAUUAGAUCAAACAGUGUACUUAGUUUCGUCACUACCUCUAGACUGCAGCUGCUGCAAAAACUGAAAACUGAAACUGGAAUGCUUUAUUUCUUCUUCUUUUUCCGUUGAGAAAACCAAAAUGACCAAUCAACGCUUGACUCCCACACUGGCACCCUUAAUAAACACUUAAUUCGAUUUUUCCCUAAUUCAAAUUUCAAAGUUGAAACUUCAAACCCAAAAAGAAGCCAAAAAGCAAAGCAGACUAGCAAAGGAAGCACUAGUCUCUGGUGUGGCUGUCAAUCAAGCUGUGGUGCCAAAUGGGCCCCCUAUAAACCCUUUCCCCCCUCACGGCUUUCAGGCGGCCACUGCUUCACUUUAUCCAUUUCUACCCCUCUUUCCCCCCUCUCUCAGAGACCAACAAAGCUUUUAAGCUUUGAAAGCUUUGACCUUUUCUUGUCAUUCUUGAUUCUGAUUCAUACAGACAUGGAGAAUAAGAUAGUUGAAGCUAAACAGCCUCCUGGGUAUGUUCAGUACAACCUUCUGGGUAAUCUUUUUCAGGUUUCUGACAAGUAUGUCCCUCCCAUCAGCCCAGUUGGCCGCGGCGCCUACGGUAUUGUUUGCUGCGCAACAAACUCUGAGACAAAAGAAGAGGUUGCAAUCAAGAAGAUUGGGAAUGCAUUUGACAAUAGGAUCGAUGCCAAGAGGACGCUCCGAGAGAUAAAGCUCCUUUCCCAUAUGGAUCAUGACAAUAUUGUCAAAAUUAAGGACAUCAUAAGGCCACCAGAUAAGGAGAACUUCAAUGAUGUUUACAUUGUGUAUGAAUUGAUGGAUACUGACCUGAAUCAGAUAAUAAGCUCCAGCCAGCCUUUGACUGAUGAUCACUGUCAGUACUUUCUGUAUCAGUUGCUGCGGGGAUUGAAGUACAUACACUCUGCACAUGUUUUGCACCGUGAUCUGAAACCAAGCAAUCUGCUUCUCAAUGCUAAUUGUGAUCUUAAGAUUUGUGACUUUGGGCUUGCAAGAACUACAUCAGAGACAGAUUUCAUGACAGAAUAUGUUGUCACUCGUUGGUAUCGAGCCCCAGAAUUACUACUCAACUGUUCUGAAUACACUGCAGCAAUAGAUAUUUGGUCAGUGGGAUGCAUUUUCAUGGAGAUUCUGAUAAGGGAACCGUUAUUUCCUGGUAAAGACUACGUACAGCAGUUGAGUCUCAUAACUGAGCUACUAGGUUCACCGGAAGAUUCAAACCUUGGCUUCCUGAGAAGUGAAAAUGCUAAGAAAUAUGUUAAGCAGCUCCCACAUGUCCCAAAGCAACCCUUUGCGCAGAAGUUCCCAAAUGUCUCACCAGUGGCAAUUGAUCUUGCAGAAAAAAUGCUAGUUUUUGAUCCAAGCAAACGUAUAACUGUUGAGGAAGCAUUGAAUCAUCCAUAUCUAUCGAGUCUUCAUGCGAUCAACGAGGAGCCCAUUUGCCCAUCUCCUUUCAUCUUUGAUUUUGAGCAGGCAUCCCUGGAUGAAGAAGACAUAAAGGAGCUCGUAUGGAGGGAGUCUCUGAACUUCAACCCAGAUAAUAUGCAGGAAUAAAUUUUGUUGAUUUGUAGUGGUUUUCUGUUGUUUCUUUGACCAUUAUCAACAGCAUCAUGCUUGUGUGAUUCCUUUAGUAAAUGUAUUUAUUAUAUAAGAGGAGAUUCUGAUUACGCCGGUCAGGAAUGAGUAGGGAGAUGGGUUCUCCCUCAUGUUGAGAAGAUGAAAGAGCAGUUCAACAAGAUUGGUAUAUUAUGCAGCUUUGCUUCUUUCAUUACAGUCGGAACAAUGACAAUGUAAACAGUUGAGGGUUGGUGUUGUGCAUAUAUCCCUCCGAGAAGGCUUUUUUCUCAUUUGCUUUUUGAAAUUUAAAAACGAAAAAUAAGAACUAUAGUUUCUUUUAUGAGUAUUGUCCUUGUAUAAUAUUGUAAGAUUCAUGUUAUCAAAAUCAAAUAAAAUUAGAUAAUUUUGUUGUGUUCUUUUCU